AUUUUUGUAAUUUUAUUGUAAUUCUGUUUUAACACCAUUAGUCUCCAAUUCAAUUUUAUAUUGCUAUUGACUUUUGCUUUGCGAAUUUUUGUACCUGUUCGCCUUUUUGUGAUUUGAACUUGAAUAAAUAAACCUGAAUAAUAGUAUAAAUUAUCCAAAGGCAGUUUUCAUGCAAGAAGGUGUUUGAUAGGCAGUGGCGUAACGAUGGUGCUGUGGGGCCUGUGGCUUUCUAAAUUUGAAGUCUUGGUCGCCAAUGCCAUCGUGGGAUUUUACAUGUGCUAGCUUCUUGUAUCUACUGCCCUCUCUGAACGGUAGACACUUUGAGCACAGUUUGUCAAUCCGGAAGCGUAAAUUUUGACCGUGAAGUUGAUAUUACAUAAUUGGUGACCUGGGGAAGAACAGAAUCAUUCAAUGCGCAACACUUUCCUUCUGCUUUUGUGCAUGUACCUUGCUUGUUAGCUCUGCGAUGUCAAAUGUUAGUUCUAUGUAGGUAGGUCUAGAUCUACGAUAAGUACAAGCCGCCUUAAUAAGGCUAUUGAGGUGUAGUUGUAGUUGCAAGACUGUUUGAUUUCACUAAAUUUGACAAUUGUAGACCAAAAAUGUUGGAUGAAUUAAAAGUAGUCAAAAGAAACACAUGUCAUUCAGUAGACACAUGUUCUUGCUGGGAGCUUAUUUUUAAUCAAAUGUUUUAAAUGACAAAAUAAAUUGUAUGAUAUCCGUGGCGGAUCCAGAAAAUUGAAAUAGUUAAGGGUUGGGGGACUUUCACAGAUGGAGGAUCUCACCUCGACCACACCUUUGUUGGGGCUGAAGAGGUAAGAAAAUUUAUGAUUAUGCCAGUGUUAAAUGGCUAGAAAUGGCACACACAAACCUAAAAUUUGAAUAUAAUUUCUUUUUAUCUCCAUUUUUUGAAAAAUGACAAAUUUAGGGGGCCUGGGUCGACAGGGCCCCUUUAGUCCUCGACUGGAUAUAAUGAUAUAUGUUCUCGACUGGAUAUAAUGAUAUAUGUCCUACAGUCUAUUUCAGAGACACAUUAUGCUGUGUACCAACAAAGGUUUUUAGGGUCGUAGUGCUAGAUGGAGGACCCUUUGGGUAGGGGCCCCGAAGGGUAGGGGUUAAGGGCCUAGCUGACCGCCGCACAAGAGUGCAUAGCCGCUACUCCACUUUUGAUAGGAGGAGGAGAAAAGCCAACAUCUCUCAGUCUAUUUGGGAGCAUAUUCAAAAACUACUGGACUGAUUAGAUCAGGAGUAAGAUGCAGAUUUUAGGAAUAUUUUUUCCUGCCGCAACAGCUAGAGCCAACUUGCAGGCCAGAUUUUCCAUAGCUGGCAUCGGUAUCAUUAUCAUUGAUAUUAUUGUUGUUACAAUGAUAGUUAUUAGUGCUUUUAUCGUCGUUAUAGUAGUUAUAAUCAUUGUUAUUAUGUAGGAUGAUGUUAAGUUUGUGAAGCUAAAAUUUCAAUAUUAUACUGUUUUGCGUUGUAUUUGUUUUUUAUAGGUAAUUUUAAAAGAGAGACCGGGUUAUAUCGCUAUCUAGGAGGCAGUACACGAGCAGAUGACGAUGUUUAUAUACUGCCAGAAAACUGUAAACAUAUCUGCGUUGCACUGAAGAGAGCCAUCAAUAAACAAAAUCCUGAUGGAUCAUGGUCGUUUUCAUCUAUCCAGGAAUUGACAAGACUUGACAACAUUAUUGCGGGCAGAAAUCGUCCAGUUUUCUUGUGUACAGCAGUAGUAGCCAGUUUACUAGAAUUGGUGCUUUUAAACUGGAAGAGAAUCUGCAAAGCCCUGUAUAAAUUUCAAGUAAAUAGUUUUUAUGAAAAAGCAUUUAAUUGUCUGAUGGAGGCUGAAUCAUUCCUUCAGAGUAAGAGUUUUUCCGAUGUACCCAAAUUGUCGACAGAAGGACAAGACAACUGGUUGGAAUAUGUAGAGAUUCAAAUUCUUCAUGCAUCAGUACCCACAGAUCUGGGUGUUAACAGUUCAUUGAUUGUUGUUCCUGAAAAGUUAAUAAGUUUUGAACAAAGAAUGAAGGUUUUGAAAAAGUCACAACUGUGGCUGAAGAAGCCAUUUUGGACAGUGUCAUCAGCCAGCUUUUCUGUACUCUUUGGCAUCAGGCGGAGGAAGAUUGUUGCUCUUUUAAAGCAGUCAGGUAUCAAAGAACUAGAUUUGAAAAUUCAAGAAGAAGUACACUCCAUGUUAGCCCUAGCAAUUGGUAUCCGGUCAAUGUCAGCACAUAAUAUUGAUGAUGGAGUCACUUCUACGAUGGUUGAAACAGUGCAGUCAUGGCUGCAUGAGAAGGAGACAGCCAACCCUGGGCUAGCCUCACAACUUAAACUUGGAGGUGACUGGCUGGAUGUAGCCUCAAAGAUGUGUAAAUAGAAUAAGUAAUUGGCAGGGUGUGCAGCCUAAAUACUUAACCGGUUACAUGGUUGUUAAACAUUGAAUAAGAUAAUAUUUUUUCCAAAAAAAAACAUUUGCCAGCAAAGACAUUACAUUGUAAUACUAUAAGAAACAAUAUAUUAUCGUAAUGAAUACAAAAUUUCAGUAAAAUUAUUAAAGAGAAGAAACUGCAAAAAAAUGCUCACCAUAAGAAACAGUGGAAAUUCAUUAUCUGAGUGUUUCUUAGUUUCAAAACUUUAUAAAAAAAAAAAAAAAAAAAAAAAAA
Messenger RNA from Anneissia japonica, 2654 nucleotides. RefSeq lists its product as uncharacterized. The transcript has 7 exons. The coding region runs from base 1829 to 2368 and encodes 179 amino acids. The record is from RefSeq and is a predicted model, not a curated record. NCBI's taxonomy places the organism in Eukaryota, Metazoa, Echinodermata, Crinoidea, Comatulida, Comatulidae.